UCUGCAUGUGCAAGAUUAUAGAGGACGCCGUGAUAAUAACUUAACCUGCAGGAUUGAUUAUUUAUAGCUCGUACACCUUUAUUAUCUGCUCUGUAGUCUACUUAAUUGUUUACUAAACGUAGAUUAUCAGAUAGAUGCUCGCAUUUAUUAUUAUGCGAUUAAUCAACAGUGCAACUGAUGGUUAAAAUCUCAAUUUUAGUGAUGAAUUGUUACCAGUAACGAUCGAUAACUUUGGAUGUGCUGCUAAUUGAUGCCAUAGGACGUUUAUUCCGCACCUGGUUUGGGAUUAAUUGACAAUAUUGCAGAUUACAAUAUGAUACCUGGAAAUGUUGAACAGGGCAAGUGGUAAUUGCUUGUGCUAAUAGCACCUUGUACUUUGAAAUAUUAAAGUGUAACAGUGAUGGAACAACCGCAGAUAGAAAAGCUACUUUAGAGCUGAUAGCUUGCUUAUUCCAAGGGAAAAAGGAAUCCAUCGGUCCGUGUUUCAAGAUUAGCACGCUACAGUGGGUACCCUUGCGACGUUUUGUGCUGCAAUUCAUCACCGUUGUCUUCAUUGGCAUAGGCGUAUUUGCUGCUAUCCCAUCGUAGACAUGAGACCAAGUCAUUUGUCAGUGAUUACUGAUACCCUGCCAGUGCAUCCGCCAUCCCCUGGACGAGACACAUGGCCGUUGCCUGGUAGCUCCUGCUACGCCCUACGGGCGGCAGUUACCGACCUGUCGUUUUGGAAUGACUUUCAAGCGGAGAAAAUCGGUAGCGGCUUUUUCGCAGAUGUUUAUAAGUAUGCGGUUUACUAUACAAUGGUCUUCUUGUUACUCAUUAGGUAUCUCGGUGCAUGCGUGAAAGAAGGAAGAAUACAUCCACUUCUUGAGUAUAUUUCUGGUGGAACGCUGGAGGAGGUAUUAGCUAAUUGCAGUAUAGAUAUUUCAUGGAAACAGCGCAUAAAAUUCGCCGUCGAUAUUGCUGAAGGUAUGACGUACUUGCACUCACAGAAUGUCCUGCACCGCGAUCUCAAUUCUAGGACUUCCACCGACAAUCAGCAAACGGCGUCGCGUCGUCUAACAUUAAGCAGCUUUCGAUUUGGACGAAGCGGCGUUCUACGACGGGCAGUGGAGCGUGAAACCGUACUGCGCAUGCGAAUACAUGGGGAAGUCGUUCGUUGUGUGGAUUUGACAACGGGCUUUAAGCGUAUUGGCGUUGUGUUGACUACGAAUUGUUUGAUCAAAGUAUUUGACGAUGGAAAUAUGGAAGCAGUCGUGUCUGAUUUCGGCUUAGCUCGUGUUGGUCUUGGCGGAGUCGAUGCAGAUAUUCCACGACGGAUGUCAGUUGUGGGGUCGCCCUAUUGGAUGGCCCCAGAAAUGCUCCGCGGUGAAGAGUAUACAAAGAAAGUUGAUGUUUUUUCUUACGGUAUCCUACUAUGUGAAGUCAUUGCACGGAUAAAAGCGGACCCAAAUGAACUCCCAAGGACACCGCGGUUUGGUCUGGACAUGAGUUUGUUCCGGCCUAUGUGCUAUGGGUGUCCGGAACCGUUCCUGAUACUUGCCGAGGAGUGCUGCUCAAUGGAUCCAAUGUGUCGCCCCAGUUUUAUUGAAAUAGUGGACAGAUUAAACGCUAUGUUGAAUAUACUUGACCGAGGCGGGAAACUAGCGGCAGGCGAUAUUAAACGUUCAAGCGUUGCUGUAAUCAUAACGUUAAAAAUGGCAAGCGAAGAACGCAGAGACUAUGAUGAAUGCGAUUAUAACGAUGUAUGUGAUGCUGAAUCUGCCAGUGACGUGAUAGAUAACGAGGUAAUCUCGUAUCUUCAAUUUAAUAAAAUAUUUAUCGGAUGGACACUAUCUACGUUUCUGUUUAUGUAUUACUUGCACUUCGCAUACGAACCUAAUACGAUUUUGUAUAAUAUCGGGUAUUUAGUCAUCAACCUUCUAUCAAGUAAAUUAUUUUGUUUUAUUGCCGCGAUAAUUUGUAUUCUGAUUCCAUCUGUCAAACACGAUGAGGAUGUUUCUGAAAUGGUCACGCCGUUAUCCGCUGUGACGUCACCGGAACCAGAUUUGGGUUAUUUUAGUAGUGAGGACCUGUAUUCACUUGAUACGAACUGUAAUACUGUCGCUGAUCCGGAGACGACGUCAAUUCAGAGCAAGGAAGAAAGAGAAACUGCUGCUUGUGAUAAGGUGAUGAAGCGACUGUCAACUAAACAAUCGAAGGUACUUAGCUUCGUCAACGAGUCAAUAGAGGAAAUGGAUGAAGCGGAAGUUACUUAAAUACUCGUCAAUAAUCCAAAUUAAAAUUUUCUUAACUAACAACAUUUACGACCUGAAAGCACAGCGAUAGUAAUAAGCUGUUAUUAAAGUGGGCAGGCAGUCUCACGUAUACAUCUCAUUCAUCACUGCGAGUUCGCAUGUUUGUAAUUACGCCUGUUGAAAAGUGUAAACGUUCCUUACGCAGGUCCUGUCAGCAGCUGCGACAGAUGAGACGGGACGAUGCGACGGACCGGGAAAAUGCUCAUACGAAACGCGGGAGAAUGUCGGCCGAUAGUCUACUGACGCCUCGUGCAAACCGUUCAUGGUUUUCAAAUUCCCAUACAUAUACUACCUAUAUCUUUAUAAUCAUCAAAUAUUUAUUUAUUUAUAUCAUGUCGGUGAUCAAAAGAAGGUAGAGGUGAUCAAAAGAAGGUAGAUUUUACUUCACUCGCUACACAGCUACGUUACACAAUUCGUAGAUAUUCCAGACUCAAGGAAAGGCUACCCGCUACACAAUACAGUACCCAAGUUUCGUAUGAUGAUGAGCAACAGCUCAGUCCCGAACAUUUCUAUCUAUAAUGAAUAAAAUAGGCCCUAAUGUGUAAUGAUUAUUGGUGCAACUGAGAAUUGUUUUUGCCUAUAACUAUAAAGCGAUUCAUUCGUAUUUUCACGUCAUAACUUUCAAACUUGAAGAUGAUGAUUAAUCUGAUGGUUCCAAUAAGAUUUUCAUCUGACUGAUGGUUCCAAUAAGAUUUUCAACUGAAGUAGUUUACAGGGUGGAAUUAGUAUUUCAAUUUAUCAAUGCUCAUUAUAACUUGUCACACGUAAAUGUAUGUGCUUCAUUAUCACUGUGCGCAUGUGUAUAAUAUUGUAGCCAGUGAUGCAUGGUGAUGUAAACGAUAUUUCAAAUUGUGUUAUGUAAAGAUUUAUAUUGUAACAAUGUAAAUAUUUUUGUACGAUAUAUAUAUUUUACAGAAUUAAUGGAAAAUGUUAAUAAAGACAUUACAAUGGAUCAUAUUA
Messenger RNA from Anneissia japonica, 3254 nucleotides. RefSeq lists its product as uncharacterized. The record is from RefSeq and is a predicted model, not a curated record. Lineage: Eukaryota; Metazoa; Echinodermata; Crinoidea; Comatulida; Comatulidae. Gene Ontology annotation, cellular component: nucleus; cytoplasm. The transcript is spliced from 9 exons. Gene Ontology annotation, biological process: actin cytoskeleton organization; protein phosphorylation. Gene Ontology annotation, molecular function: protein serine/threonine kinase activity; ATP binding. The coding region runs from base 591 to 2255 and encodes 554 amino acids.